Molecule: messenger RNA, 1860 nt
Organism: Penicillium olsonii
Lineage: Eukaryota; Fungi; Ascomycota; Eurotiomycetes; Eurotiales; Aspergillaceae
Source: the annotation of a GenBank genome assembly
AUGUCGAUCAAGCUCGCUUCAAUGUCUCCUGACAAUGUCUAUGAGAUUGAGGAGCUGCCGCAGGAUGAGCGCACCUUGCGAGGACAGAGACAUCGCAGAACCUUCUACUGGAUAACACAGACAGCCAUUGGGAUGACACUCGUCUACCUUACCGCUCGAUUCUACUUCCUGCUCAUGACCCCGGCAACAACAUGGAGGAUGUGGGUGAUGAUGGGUGUUGAAUGCUUGUUUGCUCACAUGUCAUAUCAACAUCAAUCCGUGUCGCUGUCGGCUACCAGAUCUCCCCACGGCUCGCGAAAGAGACUGCGGUUGCGCCACGGCCCCCAUCUUCCAACAGUCGAUGUGCUGAUAACAUGCUGCGGGGAGUCGGUGGAGAUAAUCUUGGACACCGUUCGCGCAGCUUGCUCGCUAGAUUACCCAAGUUCGCAGUUUCGGGUCCGCUUACUGGAUGAUGGCGCGUCGACGGAACUUCGCGAUGAGAUUGCCAAACUGUCCACAACCUGGAGCCACUUGACAUAUCACAGUCGCGGCAAACAAUCCAACCAGUCGUUUGCCAAAGCAGGCAACCUGAAUUAUGCUCUCUUUUCGUUGCAAACUGAGGACCCGCCCGAGUUCUGUACAGUUGUGGAUGCGGACUCUAUUCUCAUGCCCCAUUUCCUGCGCGCAACGUUGCCUCAUCUGCUGAAAGAUCCCCAAGCAGCGUUGGUCACUACCCGCCAGUACUUUGACAACUUGCCUCGGGGGGAUCCGCUCUCCCAAUCCCGCGGGUAUUUCUACACCUGCGAAAAUACCGAGCUUGACUUGGUCGGCUACGCUGUUGAUGCGGGAUCGGGGGCCGUGUUUCGUCGCCAGGCCAUCUUGGAUGUCGGGGGCUACCCGACUUUCUCUUUCUCCGAGGACUGGCAGCUGUCACUUGUCCUGCGAGGCAUGGGGAAACGCACAAUGCAGGUGCAAGAGGUCUUGCAGUUUGGUCUCGUGCCAACUACUCUUGCGGGACAUCUCAAACAGCGCAAUCGAUGGCACAUUGGGCAUUCCCAACAAAUUUCCGUGCUAUUGGCGUCUGCUAAAAAUACGAUUCCGCGACACCUUCGCUGGGAUAUUGCUACUGGGGGAUUAUCAAUCAUGGCAGGACUGGCAACGUAUGCAAUCGGCUUUUUCGCGCUGCCGAUAAUCUUGUUCUCCGAAGGUGAUCUGUUUCCCAGUCAAUCUGUGUUUGAGAUUAAAGCACAGGUAGUGCUGGCGAUCUUACAUGAGGCCUCCACAUGGGCAUAUCACUGGUCCCGGAGUACGCAUGCAAGUGUGCCAUUCAUGCCUCUUGCACACACGGAGAAUAGCUGGCUUGCUCCAGCACAUCUGUACUCGGUCAUCCAGUUCCACAUGUUCGGUAGCAAGCCCAAGGGUUCCUUCGUCACAGGAAGUGAAAUCAAUUGCAAUGGCGACGCCUCGCCGGCCAGACUACUUCCGAAAAUCCACAAGGAUAUUCUAGGAUGUGGGUUGUGGUUGAACUUGUGUUUGUUUGCUGCUCUAUUGGGUGGGAUACUUUCAUCAAUCUAUGCCCCGUUCGCUGGCACUGGUCCUUUGGCCCCCAGGUUAUUUUCCUCCAUCGCCUGGCCUCCACUAUUGGGUCUGGCACUCUCUGGACUUUUCAAUCAUUGGAUCCCCGUGGCUUAUCUCUUCAAGUCACCAGUGUAUCCCUCUCGGGCCUCUGGACUUGUGAUCACUGAAACAAAAGUACCAGUCGCAAGCGAAAACAUCCAAGGAGGCAAUAUGGACAAAGCGUCCAAUUUGGUCCGAACUUAUGCAUUUGCUUUGCCAGCGGUUUUCGUCGGAAUGCUCGUCGGAGCCCUUGCCUUUCUUUAG